UCUCCAAUUCCCUCCUGACUGCCCUGCAAUCUCCUAGAAACCCUUGCAUUGUGGUUGUGGGGUUCCUUGCAGCUGGCUGCUUAUUCCUCCAUGCACGCCUCUAGAGUCACCACCUUCGUGUUUGUUUUCCCGGCCACGUCUUGAACAUCGUUCGGAGCUAAGCUGGCUUGAGGAGGAACCUGCAUGGCAGGAUGGCAUCCACUGCUGAUUCUGGUGGUCCGCUGAGGGAGUACAUGCCAGAUUCGUCUCGAGGCUCCCAGGACGGUGCGAACGAGGCUGCCCGUGUCACCAAUGGAGGAGCACCAUCUACUCUUCCAUCCCCUCUUACUGAAGAGCUUGGCCAAGGCGCUCAAGCGCCUGGAUUCACGAGCUCUGAAAUCAACAGUUCUGGAAGGCCUUCUAAUGGCGUUAACGGGAACAUUUCACGAGAUCCUAGCUCUCCCUCUCCGCGAAACCAGCUAACAUUCACAACGGAUAACAGAUCUCCUACAGGGCAAGCCAGUGCCAAUAUUCCGGAGGCAUCUUCCUUCUUGGCCCUUAUCCAGGCAGCAGACGCUCAGGGGGGAGGAGCGGAGACUAUCACAACAACACCUGCUACGACAUCCCCUGCUGCUGAUGGGAGUAGGGGUCUCAAUGUUGGAUCUGCUCCUGCAGCCUCGGAAGGCCUGAGGGAUGUGACAAUAUCGGGGCUGCACGACGUGACAAUAUCGGGAGCUGACAAUCUGAACGUGAGGCGGAGGCUGUUUGUUGACUCCGUUGGCAGCCCCCGAGGCCCUCGCCGCCAUCAUGGCGUGCUCUCCCCACCCGUGACAGGAGGUGGAGGAGGAGCAGCUGGAGCGGGAGCAGGAGGAGGGGAGGCCACAAGGCGACAGGCCGGGAGAAGGAAGAGGUUAUUGCCCAGCGAAGAGGAACGCAUGAGAGCGUUCGGAGAGAGCAUUCAUUGGCGGCUGGAGGGCAUUGAGACGUCAGGGAAAGCGCACGAGUUGUGCCUAGACCUGGGCUCCGACAUGCGCUUCCUCAAGAAGUGGCUUACAGCCAACAACCCCAAGACGGGCACCUCUAACGUCGAGCCUCUGUCUCAAGACCCCGCACGGCAUUUGUGGGACAUCAGGCGGCACGCAACGCCCACUGGGUUCAAGGACCGCAGCACGCCAGGAGUCAUGCCCGAGUUUCCCUCCGUACCAGCGCCAGGACUGGCAGGGAUAACGCCAGGAAUGCUGCCCGGCGCAUAUUUCACUGGGGUCCGAGACGGCCCCUCGGCAUCCGAUCCUGCGGGGAGAGGUUUCAGUUUGCUGCAAGAGUUGGAGGCAGAGACAGCAGCAGCAGCAGGGGGGCAGCAGCAGCAGCGUGGCAGCAUGGUGCAGGCCAUGCAGGAAGCUAUGGAGGAAGACGCCCCUGGCGGCUCCAACCCCUUUCACUGGCCCAUGGGGCAUAGACCCGCCGGCUAUGGGGCAUCUUCUCUCGACUACCCAGCUCACCUGUCGGGGGUGGGGUAUGGAAUGGGGUCAGCAGCUGGAGGGACCAUGCAAGGCCUUGACUUUCUCAACUUCCCACAGCUUUCAGGGAGGUCGCACAGGCAGGGAGCAGGAAGAGGGGACGACCCAUGCGGUAUGAUGGGGGCAUCGAGAGGGCUGUCUCAUAGGAUGUUGAUGGACGAAGGCCGGAUGCUCAUGGGUCAAGAGGAGGCUGGCGUGGAAGGGAUGGGUGGAGCUGGCAUGAUGGGCUACCCGCAGUACCACCAUGGCCUGGAGCCAUCGCCGCUUACCCGCACGUCCUCUGGCCACAUCAUCAUGCCGCCCAGCCACGUCAGCAUGUCAGAGAGGGCAUACCUCCAGCAGCCAUCUGCCACCUCGUUCCAGAGCCUCCUUACCGCCCCUGAGAGGACGCUCCUCGAAUGGCCUGACAGGGGUCUCCCUUUCGACACGGGCCCACCUUAUGGUGGUGGUGGUGGUGGGGGUGCUUCCAGUGCAGGCCUGACUGACUCCAUGCUGUGGACUGCCGGUUUGCACAAGGACCUGGGAGGCACAGCCAAGAUUGGAGGAACUGCCGGGGUGGGAGGAACAGCAAUGAUGGGUUCUGGGGAAACUCCAGCGGCUGGGAUCCAGGCACAGCAGCAGCAAGAGGGGAGUCUGGAGCAGCAGGGUGAGCUGGGGGGCACCAGCAGGGGCGAUGGCGGGAAACUUGCUGAAGCAGGGGGUGGUUCAAACGGAGCACAUGCUGGUGGUGCAAGGGGGGAUGGGGGGGAGACGCGGGUUGGAAUGGAGGGCAGCGCUGGUGAGGGGGAUGGUGCAGGGGCAGCAGAGGGGGUGGGAGGAGAAGCAGCGCUGCAGAGGUCAUCUCGGUUGCCCCCAUGGAUGAGGAAGCAGCUGGAGCAGUCAGGCAGAGCCCUUGGGGGCGAUCCUUUCCGUGUGUCAUCCCCUCGGAUCGCCUCCUCUCCGUUCCUCUCCUCCCAUUUCUCCACCCCUCUCUCCUCUCCUCACCUGCCUUCUCCCAGCUUCGCUCCCGCCCAAACCUCCCCGUUCUCUUCCCCGUGCCUCUCCCACCUUCCCCCCCCCCGCCUGCCUAACUUCCACCGCCUCUCCAUCUCCAUCCCGCCCAGCCCUCCCCCCUUCGGCGCACACUCCCCCAUGGGCGCAUAUUCCGCCAUGGGCGCACCUUCUCCCUCCCCCAGAACCCCCAGCGCCUCCCCCUUCCCCUCACACUCCCCCUUCUCUGGGGGCUUUCCUUCCGCCGGCGCCAACCCACCUUCCCUGGUGAGGCUCUCCCCGAGUGUGGCUGCGAGCAACCGCAGCAGGAGGAGGGCCGCCUUGCGUGCCCACCAUCUAGGGGCGCACAUACCGGGUAAAGGGCGGCACGGGGGAGGGAGGGGCGGAGGGCAUGGGGGGUCUCUGGGGUCCCCCAAGAGGAGUGGGCGGAUGGGGCAUCAGAGGAUGAGGAUUCAGGAGAUAUCGGGGAGUUUGAAUGCGGUUGGGGAUGGGAUGGGGCACGGGCAGGGGCUGCUGGGUCAGGUGCAGCAGAUGAGUCUAGUGCAGCAGGCAGUGAGCGCGCAUGUGAGUGGCAGCAGCAGUGGUGGUGGUGGUGCCAUCGGGGGGAGCAGGCUGCGCCCACAGGCUUCACUCACUGAGUCGGAAGGAAGGGAAGUCAGGGCCUUGUGUUUGGAGCCGCUAACCCGCAGGGGGUCUCUUACCCGGUCAGAGGGGGAGGGCAGUGGCGGCAGUGGCGGCAGCAGGGGCACGGCACUGCCACGCAGGAACGCGAGCAUGGGGGCCAAUGCUGACGUGGCAGGGACUGCUGACGUGGACGGCGGUGCUGACAUGGACUCCAAGUCAGGCGGCUCAGCUGGCAGCACGCCGAAGCAGCUGCAAGGCGUGUCUCAGGACCUCUCUCCAGCCACCGGCACUGGGUUCCGAGGAUAUGGCUCCAAGAGCAAGGCCUUCGGCAUGCUGUUUGAGAAGCUGCUGACGGCCAGCGACACGAGCCACCUGGGGCGCAUCGUGCUGCCCAAGGUGCCAGCAGAGCGCUUCCUGCCGCACGUGGAGAGCAAGGAGGGCAUUCUGAUCAUUGUUGAAGACUCCAUCGGAGGCCAGUGGUGCUUCCGCUACAGGUUUUGGCCCAACAACCGGAGCAGGAUGUACGUGCUGGAGCACGCAGGGGACUAUAUUCGCAAGUACGGUCUCACAGCAGGAGACACCGUCGGCUUUUACCGCUCCGAGUUCGGCCAUCUGAUGCUGAAGGAACAGAAGGCACAGCCAACAGUGCUCGCAGCUCCUCCCCACGUCGCCAGCCCUUCCCUCCUCACCGCCCCCACCACUCCGGCUCCUGUCCUCGCCCUCUCCACCAAUCCGGGGCCACUCUCUGCUGUCCCCAUCACCACCCGCACCACAGCUCCUGUCACUAUUUCUACUACCCCUUCCGGGGUCCCUCUAUCCUCUCUGCCUGCUGUGUCUAGCAUCACACAGGACAGCCUACCCCAGUUACCACCUCCCCCUACCGCCUCCUCCUCUGGUUUCCUGCACCCGCUGCCUCUCCCUCACUCCCUCCUCCUCACUCAGUCUCUCCCCCUCCCUCACUCUAUCGACCGCUUCCAGGGGAGCAUGCAGGAGCAGAUGGGGAGUGAACAGAUGGGGAGCAUUCUUCCUGCGCACGUCCCUCUGCAGAUCGACCACCAUCUCCCCUCGCCCCUCAGGCACACACCCCGCCCUCUCAGGCUACUCUCUGUGCCUUCCCUGCCUCGCACCCCCACACUGCCACCUGAUGCCGAGGGAUUGACUGCUGCUGCCGCGGGAUUGACUGCUGCUGCCGCCGCCACUUCUGCUGCUGCGGCCAAUGCUGGGGGUGGUGUCGGUAGGAAUGGAGGUGCGCAGGGGGGGUACAGGCCAGAUGCGGUGCAGAAAUCGGUGGGUGAAGCAGGAGGGGCCAUUGGAGGGGCACCAGAGCAGGCACAGGGGGUGGCAGAGAGAGGAGUGGCCGAGGCAAGUUUGAGUGGUGGUGCAAUCGCGGACUUGAAGGAGGGGUUUGAGGGAAGCUGGCAAACGGCUGUUGCCAUGGCGCUUCUCCCCGGCGACCGUGGUUACGAGGAGCCUAAUCGUGGAUUCGGGGGGCGAAGCAUUGGAUUUGAGGAGCUUAGCCACGGCUACCACGCAGCAAGUGGCUGCAAUGUGCAGGAUCAGGGUACUGCAGUUGUGGGCCAGUUGCAGCUCCAUGGAGAUCUGGUUGGAGGAGUGGAGAGGGGCGGAGAGAAGGGCAUGGAGAGAGGUGGGCGGGCGAUGGACGAGGCGGAGUUCACAGGCAUGGGCCCCGGACUGGGGGAGACAGAAGCAGAGCGGCCGGCGCAUAUGGGGAAUCAUCUGGACGCACUUAUGGAGGAUGCAGAAGCAGAGGAGGCAUUGGGUUUGCACCAGCAGCCGUUGCAAUGCAUGGCACCCCCUUUGCCAACUACCGGAGUGGCACUUGAACGAUGCUCUAGCCUUUCAACGACAGAGAAGUGUCUCGAGAUGCUUGAUGCUGACAGUGCUCGUGGGCACUAAUGCAUACUGCUAGAGUGAAAUGGCACUGCAUGUGAUGCUGCCUAAUGUUGAUGCCUCAGGGAUAUUCUGACAGCGAGUUGGUAGGAGGUGUUUCUUCAAGAACCAUGUGUUGUACUAACCAUGUAAUGGGACAUAACGAGC
This is a messenger RNA of Closterium sp. NIES-67, 5168 nucleotides long. The record is from the annotation of a GenBank genome assembly. NCBI's taxonomy places the organism in Eukaryota, Viridiplantae, Streptophyta, Zygnematophyceae, Desmidiales, Closteriaceae.